Myotis myotis is the source of this 1672-nucleotide messenger RNA. It is a transcript of the gene CUNH14orf119, whose product is annotated as chromosome unknown C14orf119 homolog. Bases 516 to 941 code for a protein of 141 amino acids. The transcript has 3 exons. Lineage: Eukaryota; Metazoa; Chordata; Mammalia; Chiroptera; Vespertilionidae. The record is from RefSeq and is a predicted model, not a curated record.
GUACCGAUCUGACCCCGCCCACUGCCGUAGUCAACCCCUCGAUUACCACUCAGAACUCUCCGGGUUCCUCCGGAACUGCUCGGGUGUUUCCGUCUCCACAUCGGCACCAAUCGGUUCUCUCCAUCCUCCUAGGUGCUCCCCCCCCUCCCUCGCCCUGCUUUUAGAACUCGGUUAUCUCCGUUUCACCGAGGCUUUGAAUCGAAUCUAUUCGGAAACCCUCGACUUUGGCAUAACCAUGAUCGGAGUCAUUCGGCUCUCUUCGGACCUAAAGCUGAGGCGCUGAGGUGCUUGGGUGUUUGGAGCUGGUCCGGGACCGGAAGUGCGUGGGCUGCCUGGCUGGCCUUGCUUAGGGUUUUCAGGAAACAUGGAAGCGGUGGCGAUAGUUGGAGCCUAAGUACUCUGAUGGUCUCUCGGUGCCCUGUGAGAGGAAAGGGGAGGGUGCAUAACCCCACAACUGCCACUGCCAAGUGACCACAGCUCGGCAGCUCCUGAGUUGAGCAUCUGCCCCCUGGAGGAUGCCACUGGAAUCAUCAUCUUCGAUGCAGCUAUCCUUCUCUUCUCUCUUACCCUCAGUGCCAGGCAAUUCUAUUAACUCUUCCCUUCCCCCAAUGUCUUACAUCACUUCCCAGGAAAUGAAGUGUAUUCUUCACUGGUUUGCCAGUUGGUCAGGUCCCCAGCGUGAACGUUUCCUACAAGACCUGGUAACUAAAGCAGUGCCAGGAAAAUUACAGCCAUUGCUAGAAGGUCUGGAGCAGCUUAGUGUGUCUGGAGCCAACCGACCACCUUGUAUCUUUGAGUGCCAACUACGUCUUUGGGAUCAGUGGUUUCGAGGUUGGGCUGAGGAGGAGCGCAAUGAAUUUGUCAGGCAGCUGGAGGUCAGUGAGCCAGACUUCGUGGCAAAGUUUUACCAAGCAGUGGCUGCUACAGCUGGUAAAGACUGAUAGGCAUUAAAGUCAGAGAAGACAACCAUAGUUGAUGGAGCCAAAGGCACAACUCUACAGUGAGAACUUCAGAUGUGCCACUUAAAGGUCUGGGGAUGGUAUCCUGAUUCACUGACUGAGCUUGCUGACUAGUACAGGCCUGGUUAUUUCAAUGUUUACAGCACAUCCGCUGGACUACUAGUGUAAAUGUGUUCCAUCUAAGCAAAUCCAGAGUAGCAGUCUGCCUCUAGCUUACUUCUUUCCAGGAGAUGUCAAACCCUCAAGAAUUUAAUGGCUUCUUUUGCAACUAUAACCAAAAGGCACCUACACAUAACUCAAGCCUACUGCUGGCCCAUGGGGAUAUAAAGUAGAACCUUCCUACUCCAGAAGCAGGAGAGAAGAGCAAUAAAAGGUCACGUUUUUAUAUUUAGCUGGAUUCAGAUGUCUGGUUUCACCUCCCUUAGCAGAUUCAGGCAUAAUUAUGUGACAUCCUAACCACUAGCUUUUCCUGUGAUGAUUUAGAAAAAAUUAUGGAAAAAUCAGAAGAGGGAGAUAAUUAUUCCUUCCUCCACACUGAUGUGUGUUUGAAUCCAAAUAGUAAUGACUUUUUCCAAAAGCAUAUGUGAUAUCCUUGGAGCUGUUAGAAGAUAUUCUGUAAGAUUGCUCUAUAACAAUAUGAAAAAAAAAGUGACAUUCUUUAGAGGUUGAAGGGUUUAUUUUUUUGUAUCAAAAUAAAGAAUGAAUCUUUGGAA